UCCAAGGCAUUCCUUGCUCACAAUGUAUAGAACAAAAGUCAGUUUGAAAGACCGUCAGCAACUUUAUAAACUGAUAAUUAGUCAGCUGCUAUAUGAUGGAUACAUAAAUAUUGCCAAUGGCUUGAUAAAUGAAAUAAAACCACAAUCAGUGUGUGCACCAUCCGAACAACUGCUGCACCUAAUUAAGUUAGGAAUGGAGAACGAUGACAGUGCUGUUCAAUAUGCAAUUGGACGGUCAGAUACAGUAGCUCCCGGCACAGGAAUUGACUUGGAAUUUGAUGCAGAUGUACAGACCAUGUCUCCUGAGGCUUCUGAAUAUGAGACUUGUUAUGUCACAUCUCAUAAAGGACCGUGUCGUGUAGCUACGUAUAGCAGAGAUGGACAGUUAAUAGCUACAGGAUCUGCUGAUGCCUCAAUAAAAAUUCUCGAUACAGAGAGAAUGUUGGCCAAAAGUGCUAUGCCUAUAGAGGUCAUGAUGAAUGAGACAGCACAGCAAAACAUGGAAAAUCACCCCGUUAUUCGGACUCUGUAUGAUCAUGUGGAUGAAGUUACGUGUUUAGCUUUUCAUCCAACAGAACAGAUCCUAGCAUCUGGUUCAAGGGACUACACACUUAAAUUGUUUGAUUAUUCAAAACCUUCUGCCAAAAGAGCCUUCAAAUAUAUACAGGAAGCAGAGAUGUUGCGCUCAAUUUCUUUUCACCCUUCUGGAGAUUUCAUACUUGUUGGUACCCAGCACCCUACUUUACGACUGUAUGAUAUCAAUACUUUCCAGUGUUUUGUGUCUUGCAAUCCUCAAGAUCAGCACACUGAUGCUAUAUGUUCAGUAAAUUACAACGCAAGUGCAAACAUGUAUGUGACAGGAAGUAAGGACGGAUGCAUCAAACUGUGGGAUGGUGUUUCGAAUCGCUGUAUCACCACUUUUGAGAAGGCGCAUGAUGGAGCUGAAGUCUGUUCUGCUAUUUUUUCCAAAAAUUCAAAGUAUAUCUUGUCAAGUGGAAAAGACUCUGUAGCUAAACUAUGGGAGAUAUCCACUGGUCGAACACUGGUCAAAUACACAGGAGCUGGUUUGAGUGGACGACAAGUACACAGGACACAAGCUGUCUUCAACCACACAGAAGAUUACGUGCUGCUUCCAGAUGAAAGGACCAUAAGUCUCUGCUGCUGGGACUCAAGAACUGCUGAACGGAGAAAUCUUCUUUCUCUUGGGCACAACAGCAUUGUCCGUUGUAUUGUCCAUUCUCCUACCAAUCCUGGCUUCAUGACCUGCAGUGAUGACUACAGGGCUAGAUUCUGGUACAGAAGAUCAACGACAGACUAAGGACAGCUUUAUAAAACAGUGAUUAUCCAGAUUCAUUAUGUCAUCUUGUAUUGAUUGUACUGCCAGCAGAUGCCUAGAUGAAAGCCGUGCUGUGUCUGUUUUUCAGUUCUGUCAAACGUGGCAGAAAAAUAUCAAAAUACUGAGACUAAGCUUUGCCCCACGCUAAUUUUUUUAUUAGUGUGUGUGGUAUUAAUUUUUGUAAGUCAUCUCUAGUUGUACUCAAGGAGGAGGGAGGGAGAAUAAAAUGAUCCUUGCAGGAAGGAUUACACUUAUUCUUCUGUCUCUCUAAAUCCCGCGAAAGAUAAUGUGACUGUAUCUUGCUCAAACUGGGCAGUAUGAGCCAGUUUUGCUCUGCAUUGUAUCUGUGCAAUCCCACCGAAGUCUGUUUAGAAAAUGGAUUACACAAGUAACAGCAGAACUUGGCAGAUAUUUUAAUGAAGCCUUAAGCUGCCUCCAGUUCUGAAUCA
Messenger RNA from Tauraco erythrolophus (red-crested turaco), 1785 nucleotides. The record is from RefSeq and is a predicted model, not a curated record. NCBI's taxonomy places the organism in Eukaryota, Metazoa, Chordata, Aves, Musophagiformes, Musophagidae.